Scleropages formosus (Asian bonytongue) is the source of this 3565-nucleotide messenger RNA. It is a transcript of the gene dclre1a, whose product is annotated as DNA cross-link repair 1A (PSO2 homolog, S. cerevisiae). The record is from RefSeq and is a predicted model, not a curated record. The transcript is spliced from 10 exons. NCBI's taxonomy places the organism in Eukaryota, Metazoa, Chordata, Actinopteri, Osteoglossiformes, Osteoglossidae. The coding region runs from base 1 to 3210 and encodes 1069 amino acids. Gene Ontology annotation, molecular function: 5'-3' DNA exonuclease activity; damaged DNA binding. Gene Ontology annotation, biological process: double-strand break repair via nonhomologous end joining; interstrand cross-link repair.
AUGUCUCAGAGCGACUCUGAAAGCAACAUCUGGGACUAUAAACCUCUCCGGAAGACCAGGAAACAAGAGGCCGGCACCUCACAGACACCGCAAAAGAAACACAGCGCUCAUUACUGCAGAGACAAGGCAAAGAAGAGUGCAAGGAGAGCAAAGAGUGGGUCUCACAAUGGGAGAUCUCCCUGUGCAGAGAGAGCAAAGAGUGGGUCUCACGAUGGGAGAUCUCCCUGCGCGGAGAGACUAAAGAGUGGGUCUCGCGAUGGGAGAUCUCCCUGCGCGGAGAGAGCAAAGAGUGGGUCUCACGAUGGGAGAUCUCCCUGCGCGGAGAGACUAAAGAGUGGGUCUCGCGAUGGGAGAUCUCCCUGCGCGGAGAGACUAAAGAGUGGGUCUCGCGAUGGGAGAUCUCCCUGCGCGGAGAGACUAAAGAGUGGGUCUCACGAUGGGAGAUCUCCCUGCGCGGAGAGACUAAAGAGUGGGUCUCGCGAUGGGAGAUCUCCCUGCGCAGAGAGACUAAAGAGUGGGUCUCGCGAUGGGAGAUCUCCCUGCGCGGAGAGAGCAAAGAGUGGGUCUCACGAUGGGAGAUCUCCCUGCGCGGAGAGACUAAAGAGUGGGUCUCGCGAUGGGAGAUCUCUCUGUGUCAAAAGGAGUCAGGCACAUAAGGAAGCAGAACAGAAAAAUGUCUCCAGAGAUGCAACUCAGUUCCAGUGUUCAGCUCCCCAGCAUGUUGCUGUAUCAGAGCAUGGUGGACCUCCAGUAUCUCGUAGUGAUGCAGAUGAACAGCACCAGGUCCUCUCCGAUGGAUUUUGUCCCAGCUGUCAGAUGCCCUUCUCCAUACUGCUGGGACAAUCGCGAUGCGGUCACGUCACAGAAUGCCUGGAGGACUCCGCUGAGAAAGACGAAUGUCCCGAUGGCCUCAUGUGUUCCUCCGCCAUUUCAAGCCACUACAAGAAGUACAGCCACUUCCUGCUUGCCCAUACCCGUGCAACCAGCAGUGGAGGCAUGGUCAGCCCAGGACCCUUGUUUAAGGGGGUAGCCAGUACAUCCAGCUCAAGCCCUUCCCCUGGCCAACAGUGUAAAUCAGGCCCAUCCCCAGCCAGCACUCGGUCUAACGCUUUUCAUCUCUUGCGGUCUCCAACAUCGGAAGAUAUCCGGAAGCGCAAGGGCUGGUCACCUGCGUUUGGUGGGUCUAAGACUGUGCGUAAAAAGAGUAGAGCACCUUCCACACCUUUGUGUGCUAGCAGUGCGAGUGAAGCUGUUCAGUCUACACCCACCUCAACAAACUCUGCCUCUGUCCUCCAUUCCAGCAGUGAACAAAUUUCCUACUCCCCCCUCUCCGCCUUUCCUGAAGAGGUUGAACUCUUCCAAAGUGAGAGACCCUCUUUCAGGAAAACUUUAUUUACUGACAAGAAUAACAGUAUUAAAUCAGCAAGAGUGGACUCCUCAUUCACCCCUAGUUUGGAUUUCAGUGAAGAUGAACUUUUAGCUGAACUCCUGUCACAAUCUGAGGCUGAAGAUGACACAAAGAGGUUGUCCGUUACCUCGUUAGCACUUGGUAAUCGCUUGCCUAACGGUAGUGCCACACGUGACCAAAGUCCAAUCAAACUCAGAGGUCCUGUCCAAAAGCUGAAGCAGGAGAAAACAAAAUCUGAGGAUUAUGAUUUGAGCUCUGUUGCUAUUGAGCACGAGUGUUGCUCUCCUCAAAAGUUGGUUUUGGAGCAUCUACGCGAGCGUUUGCAAAUCAGAGCUAAGGAAAGUGGGCUGGAUGCUGUGGUGAAGCAGGAGCCUCCUGUGGAUUCAACGCAACAGAGGCAACUUGUGGUGGAUAUGGCACCCAGGAAAAAUCAAGUCAAACCUGCCCCCUCAGGGCUUAGACAAACUGAUAUUGGGGUCUUCUUUGGCCUGAAGCCCUUGAAGAAAGAGGAGCCAGCAACCGAAGCUAUGGUGGUGAAGGAAGAUAUCCUGCAGGCCCCAGCAGCUGUGCAAAGAGUACGGAAAGCUGCUGGCUCAUGUCAGAGGAAGAGGAAAGCCACCAGCUCGCUUGGUGAUGAUAAUACAGAGAUGGUGGGGGGAGUAGCAGGUAAUGACAAUGACCCAGAAGCACUAAAGAUUGACACCACAACACAGAAACCCUGGAGAAGAAGGUGGACCAGACAAAGAACGGGUGAGAGCCAGCAGCAAGUCAAACGUUGUCCCUUCUACAAGAGAAUUCCAGGCACUAGUUUUGUAGUAGAUGCCUUCCAGUAUGGGACCAUAGAGGGAGUCACUUGUUACUUCCUCACACACUUUCACGCAGACCACUAUGGCGGACUGAGAAAAACCUCCACUCUGCCCAUCUUCUGUAAUCGGAUCACAGGUAACCUGGUGAAAAGGAAGCUGCACAUAGAUGAGCAGUACAUCCACAUCCUACCCAUGAACACGGCAUGCCUUGUGGAGGGAGUAACAGUCAUCUUACUGGAUGCUAACCACUGCCCAGGUGCAUCUAUGCUGCUUUUCAUUCUACCGGAUGGGCAGACAGUGCUCCACACGGGCGACUUCCGUGCUGACCCGUCCAUGGAGCGCUACCCGGAGCUGCUGUGUCACAGGGUGCAGACUCUUUACCUGGACACUACGUACUGCAGUCCAGGGUACACCUUCCCUUCCCAGCAGCAGGUGAUCACCUUUGCAGCCAAUGUGGCCUUUGAACAUGUGACCCUGUAUCCCAGUACGCUGGUGGUGUGUGGGGCCUAUUCUGUUGGGAAGGAGAAGAUCUUCCUUGCACUGGCAGACGUGCUGGGCUGCAAGGCAGGCCUUUCCCGGGAUAAGUUUGGCACCAUGAGCUGCCUGGAGUCGGAGAGAAUACUCAAGCUGGUCACCACGGACUGGAGAGCUGCUCGCGUACAUGUGCUGCCCAUGAUGCAGGUCAACUUCAAGAGUCUGCGAACACACCUGCGGAAGUUCUCAACGAUGUAUGAUCAGGUCCUGGCCUUUAAGCCCACUGGAUGGACGUACUCCAGCCAAGUGACGGGGGUGGAGGACAUUCGACCUGAGAUCCAGGACAACAUCAUCAUCUAUGGCAUCCCCUACAGCGAGCACAGCAGCUACCUGGAGAUGAAGCGCUUUGUCCAGUGGCUGAAGCCCACGAAGAUUGUCCCCACUGUCAAUGUGGGCAGCUGGGCGAGUCGUAAGGCCAUGGAGCACAUCUUCAGGGACUGGAAGGAGGAGUGUAAGGACUGAUGGUGUGGGGUGGGAACACCACAGCUGGGACACUAAACUUGAGGUGGAGUUCAGGACUGGUGGGAGGGGCUGAAAUGCCACAGUUGGGUUUGUGAGGAAACAAGUCCUGCUGUAAAUUACAUCCUCACAUCAGCCUCUAAUAUAGACCAUGAGCACGUUUUCUUCAUAUAAAGAAGCUCCCUUUGAAAGGGAAUUUUUAGCAAACUAAAAAGACUGGCUUUGUUGUUAAACAACAAGACUUAGAUUUUUGUUUUUUUUUUUCCCCCCUUGGUGCUUUUUAAAAUAUUUCAACUUCAUCUUGAAGUUUCAAAGUUGUAAUAAUUUUAAUGCUGAAUUUCCAUUAAAAUAUUUUAUU